Molecule: messenger RNA, 396 nt
Organism: Theobroma cacao (cacao)
Lineage: Eukaryota; Viridiplantae; Streptophyta; Magnoliopsida; Malvales; Malvaceae
Source: RefSeq, a predicted model, not a curated record
AUGAAGAGAAAUGAAGAUGAUGGUGAAAGGUUCAUAACAUUCUCUGAAAGAAAAUCAGGUAUUUACAAGAAAGCUAUCGAGCUGCACGUCACUUUAUGUGGAGAUGGAAUUGGCAUACUGGUGUUUUCAUCAGCUGGCAAGCCCUUCUAUUAUGGCCAUCCGUCCAUUGAAUCCAUUACAAAUAGGUGCCUGCGCCAUAGGAGUUUGCUUAGACGUGUAUAUGAGAUUAAGAUUAGAGCUUCUGCUUCGUCCUUGCCUUCAACAAAUCCUGCUCAAGCAACUAAUCCAAUUGCAAGUUACAGGCAUGAAUACUUCAGAAAUGAAGAUGACCAUAAGAGAAAUGGCAACAUUUCUGUGAACAAAGUAGUUGGUGUUUAUCACUGUGCAGUUAUAUGA